Molecule: messenger RNA, 1366 nt
Organism: Trematomus bernacchii (emerald rockcod)
Lineage: Eukaryota; Metazoa; Chordata; Actinopteri; Perciformes; Nototheniidae
Gene: hormad1
Product: HORMA domain containing 1
Exons: 16
Coding region: 135-1283 (382 amino acids)
Source: RefSeq, a predicted model, not a curated record
GCUUGCUUACCAAACUUAAAAAAAUACAAAUUAUACGGAUUGUAUUAUAUUGUUUGUUUUUUGUUAAAAUAUUCCUUCAUUGUUGCCAUCUAAGUACCAGCUAGCUUUUAUUUUGUUUUCCUCUCACCACUGCAAUGGCUUGUGUCCAACAAGUUAGAACUUCACAGGAUACUCAGCUGUUACCUAAUCAGGUUCUCUCAGAGCAGCAGUCCGUGGUUGUUAUGAAGAGACUUCUCGCCAUCGCAGUGUCUGGCAUCACAUACCUGCGAGGCAUUUUCCCAGAGAAGGCCUACGGCAGCAGAUAUGUCGAAGAUCAGAAAGUGAUGAUCCUAAAAGAGGAACGCAGCUGUCCUGGUGCCAAUCAGAUUGUUAAAUGGAUGCAGGGAUGUUUUGAGGCCAUCCAGAAGAAGUAUCUGCGUUCAGUCAUCAUGUCUAUCUACUCUGACCCAGAGAACCCACAGAAAGUGACAGAGUAUUACCAGUUUAGGAUCCAGUACACUACAAAAGGAGCGCAGAUGGACUUUGAGAGGUGGGAUUGGUCCGUCCGUUUCUUCGUCAGCAACAACGACAACAAGGUGUCGUCCAUGUCGUGCGGGAACACCAAGAAGGCGAGUAUCCUGCUGGUGAGGAAGCUCUACACUCUGAUGCAGAACCUCGGCCCUCUGCCUGACAACGUGUGUCUCAACAUGAAGCUGUCCUACUACAACAACGUCACUCCUCAGGACUACCAGCCGCCAGGCUUCAAGGAUGCUGACGGCGACACCAUGGAGUUUGAGAAGGAGCCGGUACAACUCACCAUGGGGGAGGUGCUCACUCCCUACCACACUCUGAAGCUGGACAUGGCCACGGAGAGGCAGAGACUGGAGCAGGUGGAGGAGAGUGUUAAUGUGACUGAGAAGUGGAUUCUGAAUAUGGAGGAGGAGGGAGAUCUGUCGCAGACUCAUGUGAUUGAAGACGUGGAGAAGCCUGACGACAGCAUAGACUUGGACAACACGGAGAUCGAGAUGAGCUGCCAUGAGAAGAUCGAGAGCUGUGAGGAAGUUAUGGAGAUGGUCGCUCUGGUGAAGAAGACCUCCGACAUGGAGAUGGGUAUGAAGAGGACGAGGAGCGGACGCAUCAUCAGGUCCACCACGCAGACAAACCUGAGAGUGAACAACAUGCCACCGGCAGCGAAGAAGGACAAACUGGUUUGUCAGUACGAGAUCCCCAACAGCCAGGGGACACCGUGCUCCUCCUCGUCCAGCAAGAGGCGCAAGUUCAGCGAGCCCAAAGAGCACUACUGACCUGGCACCAGACGGCUGGAUUGAUUCACAUUCAUGAUUUUUAUAUUUCAAUUUCUAGUCUUUUUUUACAUGGAUUUUUUUAU